AUGGCAGCUAAUCCACAGCAUAACAACCAAGAUGACAGCACAUUUAUUGAUCAGCAGGAUUUCACAUCUCUAGAUGAAGCUCCUCCUCCGCAAACCACACCAAUAGGCUCUGUACACCGCAUGAAAUGGCACCCUACACACCACUACGAGGAUGAACUUCAAUCCCGUGAUGUAAAGUCGUCUUCCCUGACGCAUGGUGAGCAGUCACCUUCUAUAACUAAUUCUGAGGCUAUCCAGAGGGACGAUCAGACAUUGAAGAGUUCCAAAUUACAGGAUAAUGAUUGCAGUCCUGAAAAACCCAAGAAAAACCCACAUUUUGUCCGAUCUUCCGAGAAACGAAUCACUGAUAGUAGUAGUCAUGCACAGCAGCAGCAGCACUCUUCCUCUGGCGUUUUGCAAAGAAGAGCGUCUUUGUAUGAAGAAUUCAAGAAAAGCGUCUACGAUAGGCUACACAUCUUCGAGAAGUAG
Messenger RNA from Eremothecium cymbalariae DBVPG#7215, 468 nucleotides. RefSeq lists its product as uncharacterized. The transcript has a single exon. The record is from RefSeq and is a predicted model, not a curated record. Lineage: Eukaryota; Fungi; Ascomycota; Saccharomycetes; Saccharomycetales; Saccharomycetaceae. The coding region runs from base 1 to 468 and encodes 155 amino acids.